AUGGCUCACACAGUCCCGUGGCACCUGCUGCGGACGUCGGCGCCGCUGCCGGCAGAGCUCGUGACGCAUCGGCUGAAGAGCUGUGACAGCGCGCCAGAGUACGCGGGCGGCGGGACUGGCCCUGCGAGAGGAGCGGCGGCGGCUGCUCCCGGCGCUGCCGCCGCCGCCGCCAGCGGCAUCGGCGGCGGCGGCGGCGGCGGUGGCGGCGGCGGCGGUGGCGGCGGCGGCGAGAGCGAGGUGGACGGCGAGCUCGUGAUGCUCACCAUGGCGCUGCGCAUCGCGCGCCGCAGCGCGCGCGGGCAGCCCGAGCUGCUCGACGCUCUCGGCGACGAGCUGGCGCUGCGGCAGACGGAGCUCACGUCGCGCGAGCGGCGGAUGGUGGCCAGCGCGUUCGCGUACCUCGGCCACGAGCAGCCACUGCACGCGGUGCAGGACAGCGGCGAGGAGUUCUUCGUCGGGUGACCACCCGCUGUGCGCUGAGCUCCAAUCUUGAGCGCGGUGUGUGUCGGCCAUGGGGGAGGCACAUGCAUCGUGUGGUGUGGUUAAGCGUAUUUUCGAUUCGAAA
Emiliania huxleyi CCMP1516 is the source of this 565-nucleotide messenger RNA. RefSeq lists its product as hypothetical. Bases 1 to 462 code for a protein of 153 amino acids. The transcript has 3 exons. Lineage: Eukaryota; Haptophyta; Isochrysidales; Noelaerhabdaceae. The record is from RefSeq and is a predicted model, not a curated record.